This is a messenger RNA of Cyclopterus lumpus (lumpfish), 5589 nucleotides long. Its product is annotated as regulator of G-protein signaling 12-like. Lineage: Eukaryota; Metazoa; Chordata; Actinopteri; Perciformes; Cyclopteridae. Gene Ontology annotation, molecular function: protein binding; GTPase activator activity. The transcript has 19 exons. Gene Ontology annotation, biological process: signal transduction. The coding region runs from base 269 to 4360 and encodes 1363 amino acids. The record is from RefSeq and is a predicted model, not a curated record.
UCUGCCGGCAGCGAAUGGUGCGCCGCGGUGCUCGCGCGCUGCCACAUGGAAUAACUAUUGAAGCACGGCAGUGAAAGACAAAUGGACCACCAAAACAAAGGACGCUCAGAGGGGAAAUGUAAACAGCGUUCAUAUUAAUCCGUGGAAGCGUUUGAGGAUUUAUUUUUGUUUCACUCCCGUAAAAGGAUGACAAUAACACAAUAGUGUUGGCAACCUGUAAUUGCUUCAGUCCCCACACACUGGAUCUCACAGCAUCCCGACAAGAAAGAUGAGGAUCCAGGGGCAGCCUGAGGGCGCACGGCGGCGUCUGGAUUUAAAUGCGGUCGGUGAGCUGAGGGGCGUGGAGGUCACCCGUGGUCGAGCCGGAUAUGGUUUUACUAUUUCGGGACAGAGGCCAUGUCUGUUGAGCGGCAUCCUGGAGGGAAGCCCUGCUGACCUGGUGGGACUCAAACAGGGGGAUCACAUAAUGGCCAUCGAUGGCAACGACGUGUCCACUGCUUUGCACGAGACUGUGGUGCAGUUGAUUGGCAGCUGCAAAGGAACCUUGCAGUUGGUGGUGCAUGCUGCAAGCCGAAUCAUGGGGAACCCCAUUCUUACUGAUGCAAAAUUUGGGAUUGUCCCGAAAAGUGGUAUUUUCAAAAAGGCGGGUGUUCUCCGCACUAUCUCGCAUGAUUCAAGCAAUUCCUCCUUUAACUCAAGUCCUGCUAGCAGCACCAAACAGAGGCCGGUGUCCGAGCCUGAUAUGUCGCAAUGGUCCCAGUGGAGCGGACACCAGUGGAACUCUUUAGCUGAGCAGCGACGGGAGGAACCCUGCAGAGCCGGGGACCGAGACUCUGCGUUUACAGACACAGAAGAAGCUCAUUCAGACUGGGCCAUGUUCAACAUGACCUUGGUGGUGGGCUAUCUGAGCUCCACAGAGCUGAUUUUAAAUAUUGCAGAAUCAGAUGAGGACUGUUUGAAAGCCAUUCGGGAGCGAAUCCGAUUGUUGGGAACAGAGCAGAGUACCCACACUCUGGUGAUGAUGAAGAUCAUGUUUGACUGCAUCCGACUUUGUGACGACGCAGGAGCUGUUUUGGCAGCGUUGCCUGCUGAGAACCUGGUUUUAGGGGCCGUGUGUGCUGAAGACCCACGUUUUUUAUGCCUUGUCACUACUGCACAUAUAAUCAAUGGCCGUGUACCCGAGGAUGGUCCUCUGCGGGCCUCCUGCCAUGUUUUCUUCAUCGACCCAGAGCUGGGAACUCACGAGGACCAUAUAGGCAUUGCCGGACGCUUUGGCUUUGACUGCACUCCAGAUCCAGAUGCCUUGGGCUGCGUGGAAUUCCCUCAGACUCCCCAAGAUGUUCUUCACUUUGUCACAGUGCUGUACAGUGACAUGGGGGCGGCUGUGGAGAGGCUUCGAGUUAAACUGGACAUGGAGACUCAGCAGCAAGCCAAGGAGAUCGGCAGCAGGGGAAAACAAGGCAGCGCCAGCAGCAAUGGGGACAGUGGAAUUGGAAAUGCGUCCCCCCCUGAGGAGAGAGCGGACAGGGAUUUCCCCUCUGCCGUCCAAAACCACCCUGGAGCCCACCUCCCCAGCUGUCCAUGGGAUUAUCCCCGGGCUGAAGACCUCACCCCAAUAAAUCUCUCCAAGAGCGGGCAAAAACUGAAUCCCGAGAACAGUGCCGGCACACAUUCCCUUUCAGAGUCACUACCUGGCCCUGAUUCUCUUCAUAGCUUUUAUGGAGGUCCUCCACCCAGGCUCGAGUUCCAGUUUAAGCCCCCACCGCCUCCCCUGCCUUUGAGUAAAAAAGCUAACUCCUUAGGAGACCCUCUCAGAGGUAGCCAAAGGUGGUUCUCAAAGCCAAAGUGGUCUAAGGCACUAAGCGGUGAUCCUGUGCCCCCGGUGACCAACAACUGGUCCUCCAGCCUCGGUCUGAGCACCGGCACAAAUAACCUGCCUCCCCCCAUGAACCAGAUCCCCUCAGACAGGUACUGCUCAGCAGAGGUCAUGAUGCUUCCCCCCCGACAGGAAUGGACCAGAAGGUUUCUUGAACAAAGAGAGCAACAGCGGAAAGAAUGCGGUACCAAAAAUGGCUCCAGGUUUUGGGGUAUGGGUGUUACGCGUUCCUCCAAGCGCCGCUCUUGCAAACGAAUGAGCUUGGCACGAUCACUGGAUGACCUUGAGUCUGCUGCUUCCUCCGAUGGCGACUACAGUGGAGUCCAGUUGCAGGGAUGCUGCAGCCAGAGCAGCCUGAACAGUAAUGGCAGUCUCCCAGGAGCAGGCAGCCUUCGAGGGGUUUCGGAGCAGCGUGUGGCCAGCUGGGCCGCCUGCUUCGAACGCCUCCUCCAGGAUCCAGUGGGUGUGCGCUACUUCUCGGAAUUUCUCAAGAAAGAAUUCAGUGAGGAGAAUAUCUUGUUCUGGCAGGCCUGCGAAUACUACAGUCAUGUCCCUGCAGCUGAUAAAAAGCAGUUGUCCCAGAGAGCUGGAGAGAUCUACAACAGCUUCCUGUCCAGCAAGGCCACAAUGCCCAUCAACAUCGACAGCCAGGCCCAGCUGGCGGACGACGUCCUCACCUCCCCGCGGCCCGACAUGUUCAAGACGCAGCAGCUACAGAUCUUCAACCUGAUGAAGUUUGACAGUUAUUCCCGAUUCCUCAAGUCCUCCCUUUACCAAGAGUGCAUGUGUGCCGAGGUGGAUGGCCGAUCCCUGCCGGACCCCUACCAGAUUCCCUGCAGUCCGGCGCCCUCGAAGCACAGUGCCAGCUCUGACCGCUCUGCGCUCUCCACUCCCAAAAAGGAGGCCAGAAAGCAGAGGCCGGGGAGGUCACUGAAUGAAGACAGCAGGGACGAGAGCGCUGACAAGAAACGGGGCAUCUUCUUCUCGUGGUCACGCAACAGGAGCUUUGGGAAGGGUCCGAAGAAGAAAGACAUAGCCGACAUUAACCUCGAUUACUGGGGCAGUAAUGGGCGGAGGGAGUCCCAGGGCUCCUUGUCGUCUGGUACCAGUGUGGAGAUGGCCACUUCCUGCUCCGCUGGCAAGAUUGAGUCUGAUAAUCGCCACUCCGUAUGGGAGCGUUCGCCCAAACAUUGCAGCGUGGUGCUGCCCAACGGUUCCUGCCCUUCAAUCAGCCUUCGGCCUGGUGCCUCCAUAAGGGAAGUCCUCCAAGAGCUCUGUCAGAGCAUUAGCAUCAACAUCGCUGCUGUUGACCUCUUCCUGGUGGGAGGGGAGAAGCCUUUGGUGCUGGACCAAGACUGCCUGACCCUCAGCUCUCGAGAGUUGAGAGUGGAGAAGCGGACUUUGUUUAGAUUGGACCUGGUACCCAUUAACCGCUCCGUGGGGCUUAAAGCCAAACCUACCAAACCGGUCACUGAGGUCCUGCGCCCCGUGGUGGCCAAAUACGGCCUCCACCUCAGUGAUCUUGUGGCCAAAGUAAGCGGAGAAACUGAGCCUUUGGACCUGGGCGCCCCCAUAUCGAGCUUGGAUGGCCUUCGAGUUGUUUUGGAGCGGAUCGACCCAGCUUCAGGGAAAGACAAAUCUAAAGCCUCCUCCCUAAAAAACCACCCUCCAAGUCGAAGUUUUUCUGCCACAGGAGAUGAGAGGUCAACACCAAAGGACUUUUCUCUGAGAGCAAGUGGACCAGACUCAGCACUCCCAGGGGAAAAGAGAAAACAGAAAAAGAUUAAUAUAGAUGAAGCUGAAGAAUUCUUUGAGCUGCUGAGCCGGGCGCAGAGCACCCGAGUCAACGACCAGCGCGGACUCCUGAGCAAAGAAGACCUGGUGCUUCCCGACUUCCUGCGCCUGACUCCACCCACCUCCUCCUGCUCCGUCUCCUCUAACCUGGCCUGCUCCACCCCCGACUGCCUGAAACCGAGCCGGGAGAACGGCGUCUCCUCGCGGGUGUCCCUCACCGCCAGCCUUCGUUCGGAGAGCCUGGACUCCUCCCUCAGCUCCAGUGCCAACGGACACUCUGGGAACAGGCGGUGCCUGAUGCCCCCUCCUCGCCACCCAACUUUUGGCACCCAUCUCUCCCCCAUCCCCCGGCCCUUGGACACCCGGCCGAUCCUCCGCACCGUCGAGGAGGACGCCCACAACGACCUGACUCUGGUGGGGGAGGGCGACAUCAGCAGCCCCAACAGCACCCUGCUGCCUCCGUCGCCGUCCGUCGUGCCGUCCUUCGACAGCAGCCUGCCUGAAGCCAACUUCACCCCGCCACCACCCUGCCCUCCAUCUCAAGGCGUAGGUGGGGAGGGAAAGUCCAGUUCAGUGGGGAAAUUCUACUCUGCAUUUAACCCAUCCCUAAUAACUAAGGACGCGUCAUCGAGCCACUCUGCAUACCAGCAUCAAAACAUCACAUCCUGCGGGAAACCCCUAUUCUAUUAAAUUCUCAUCAACGACCACGACCUCGACUGCCAAACACGCGUCGGGAUCGUGUCCUCGAACUUCAGACAAGACCUGAGGCGGUUGCUGCAUGAAAAGUCCUCGGACUAUGGUUCGGGAUCUGCACCCACGCCGUUCAAGUUGUUGCAGUUGGGCUGAGGGUCCGUGUAAGGUCAGCUGUUGGAGCUCACAGGCUGUGUUUACAUCUGAACUGCACGGCAGUGAAUCACGGUCGGCAGAGAUAGGAGAGUCUGUGUGUUGAAGUUGUGUGUUUGUGUCAGCCGGGCCUCUGUGUUUAGAGUGUGAGGGGCCACAGGGUUCACAUGAGGAUGGGAGAGUUCAUCAGGCCUGCAUCCCAGAAACUCUGCUUGGUACCCGCAUGAGAGAUGGGGGGAGGGGGUGGCCUCAUGCCCAACACAUGUGGGUUUAAGGUUUUAUUAACGUGUGUCUGAUGAGGUCAUGCAGCCCUGAAUUGUUAAAAAAAAGAAGGAAAAAAAGCACAAGUGGUAAUGUUGAAAUAAACCGCAUGUGACAACAAGUCUAUGAAAUAAUACAUUUAAUCCUGUCGCCAUUUUCUUCAGUUCUUUCCCACGAUUGGCCAAGCGAGUUUGAGCUGAAGAAGUUAUGUCAUUGUUGUUUCUCCUUCUUGACAACAGCUGGAUUACACAGCUGAUGCAGUUGUCAGUUUACACACACAUGUUAAACUGAUGUGUUCAUUUGAGUUGAAAUGCAUGUGCAUCCGCGUCAUGGGGGACGGUUUCCAUCCCUUAGACCCUCUGAAGUCUCACAGUCGUGCUGAGCAUCUGGUCGUCAUGCAUUCUAACGGGCAGCACGCAGGUUCACGUGAGUCAAAGCUGCACAGAGAUGGGGAAACAUGUUUAGCAUUUAUAUUUAGUCACCAUUGUAUAUAAAAAACAAUAUAUUUGACACAAAGUUGUAAUAUGAAGAUGGGUUUGUCUGUUUUAAUUUGCUCAUUUAAAGCUGCCGUCAUCAAUAUAUUUCUAUAAACAAUGGAUUUAAUUACGACGUGGCAUGUUAAAGGGAUAGCUAUAAUAUUUAAAUGGACCACGGCAAUCCAUGCAUCGACCGGUCUUAAAUCUUCCAUGUGCGUCUCUAUCUCCCGUGCACAGAGAAAGGGACGAAGCCCAACGCUGACACCAAAGCGCCCGCCGACAGAGCCGAAGCUGCACCGGCGGUCCAGGAGGUGAUGGAUGUGGAGGGGGUUCAUCUAG